AUGUCACUCGGAGAGGCCUUUAUUUCUGGAUUCCUUCAAAUGCUGCUUGAAAGGUUGACAUCACGUGAGACACUGAGCUACUUUAGGCGCUUACUAGGAGUUGGAAAAGAGCUGGACAAAUGGAAUUCGAUGUUGUCAGAUAUUCGAGCUGUGCUUAAUGACGCGGAGGAUAAACAAUUGACGAGCCAAGCAGUGAAAUUGUGGUUAGAUGGUCUCAGAUGCUUGGCUUAUGAUGUGGAAGACAUAUUGGACAAGUUUUCAACCGAAAUGUUGCGGCGCCAAAUAAAGGAGAAACAUUGGGCUACUACAAGCAAGGUAUGGUGUUUGUUUUCUGAUGUGAAAUUUAAUUGUAACAUGAACUCGGAAAUAAAGAAAAUUACUGGUCAAAUAGAUGAGAUAUUAGAACGGAAAAACCAACUUGGUUUAAAUGUGGUGACAUCGUCUACUAAGUCAUGGCAUAUGCCACCAAGUUCCUAUCUACCAGAAGGACCAGUGAUUGGAAGGGAUGCAGACAAGAGGAAAAUUACUGACUUGCUGUUGAAAGAAGCACCUCAUACCGUUAACUUUCAUGUAGUUAGCAUUGUUGGUAUGGCUGGGGUGGGAAAGACAACACUUGCAAGACAUGUUUUUUAUGAUGAUGCAAUGAAAGAUUUUAACCCAAAAAUAUGGGUAUCUGUGUCGGAUGACUUCAAUCUUGAAAGAGUGACAAAGGCAAUUCUUGAAUCAGCCACAUCUGGUCCGAUGGCCGAAUUCAAGGAAUUCAACAAGGUUCAAGAAAGUUUGAGUAAGGAAUUAAGUGGCAAAAAGUUUCUAAUUGUUCUAGACGAUGUCUGGAAUACAUGUGUCUAUGAUUUGUGCACAAAAUUACAGUCUCCUUUUCGUGUUGGAGCAUUAGGAAGUAAGAUAGUUGUGACAACACGUGAUGCAAAUGUUGCAAAAAUGAUGGGUUCAACUAUCUAUCAAUUGGAUUGCAUAUCAGAUGAUCAAUGUUGGAAAGUCUUUGAGCAUCAUUCCCUCUUGGACAUUACCAAUAAUAGGCCGCAAAAUUUUGAGUUGGUUAAGAAGAAAAUUGUUGCAAAAUGCAGCGGAUUGCCCUUGGCUGCAAGGACUCUCGGUGGUUUUCUAUGCUUAUUAAAGUUGAGCUAUCACUAUCUCCCUUUGAGUUUGAAACGAUGCUUUGCCUAUUGUUCCCUACUUCCGAAUGACUAUGAAUUUGGGGAGAAGCAGUUGAUCCUUCUAUGGGUUGCAGAGGGUUUGGUUCAACAACGACCAGAGGACAAGAAACAAUUUGAAGAUACAGGUAAUGAUUAUUUUCAAGAGCUAUUGUCUAGGUCGUUAUUUCAAAAGGCAAGCAAAGGCAAUGACAAAUAUGUAAUGCAUGACCUUGUUGGUGAGUUGGCACGGUGGGCUGCAGCUGAAAUAUGCUUUUCACUGGAGGAUAAGGGAAAUGAUGACUUACAACUUAAACCAUUUCCGAUGGCUCGUAAUAUGUCUUAUGUCAGUGGUGAGUAUGAUGGUGUUAAAAAAUUUGAGGCCAUCUCUAGAGUUAAACAUUUGAGGACAUUCCUACUACUUUCACAAUCUGAUGGAAACAAUCUAACUCGUAGGGUUACAUUUGAUCUAUUGCCAAAAUUGUGA
This is a messenger RNA of Pyrus x bretschneideri (Chinese white pear), 1638 nucleotides long. RefSeq names its product putative disease resistance RPP13-like protein 1. Gene Ontology annotation, biological process: defense response to other organism. Bases 1 to 1638 code for a protein of 545 amino acids. The transcript has 2 exons. Gene Ontology annotation, molecular function: ADP binding. The record is from RefSeq and is a predicted model, not a curated record. NCBI's taxonomy places the organism in Eukaryota, Viridiplantae, Streptophyta, Magnoliopsida, Rosales, Rosaceae.